Messenger RNA from Macrobrachium nipponense, 3712 nucleotides. Its product is annotated as TWiK family of potassium channels protein 18-like. NCBI's taxonomy places the organism in Eukaryota, Metazoa, Arthropoda, Malacostraca, Decapoda, Palaemonidae. The record is from RefSeq and is a predicted model, not a curated record. Gene Ontology annotation, molecular function: potassium ion leak channel activity; outward rectifier potassium channel activity. Gene Ontology annotation, cellular component: plasma membrane. Bases 364 to 1482 code for a protein of 372 amino acids. The transcript has a single exon. Gene Ontology annotation, biological process: stabilization of membrane potential; potassium ion transmembrane transport.
UACACAGACGCAGUGUUGCUUGCGUUGGCCAAGAGACAGACGGUAGUAAAAGUUCUCCCGACCACCCAUCGCCUUCUGUAACCGUUGGUUUCGAUAUCUUGCGAAGGAGUUUUUGGUAUGGAACCUGCUGUACUACCCGUCGUGGAACGUAGCCUGGAUACUUACGAAGGUUAUUCUAAAACGUGACGAGAAAUAAACUGGGACUGAAAAAAAUGUGAAUUACAAAGUGGUGUUCCAUCAGUGUUAAAAGAAGUGUGUAUCUCAUUCUAAUCGAAGUAUUUAUUCUACCUGAUGCAGUGACUGUAUCAGAGUGUAAUAAUAAAGGUUCCUGUGAACAGUGAGUGACAAAAACUGUCCUAAAAGAUGGUGGAGAGAGGCCGAGCGUCUCAAAGGUCUCACGGGAUGGCCUCCCAAAGAUCCUACGGGACAUCCUCUUCGUCCUCCCAGGAUUCGAGAACCCGCUGCAAGAACUGCUACCGCAAAUUCAUCUCCUUCAUGUGCACGCAGGUGGGCGUGGGCGGCCUCGUCGUUUCCUACGCCAUCAUGGGGGCGUUCGCUUUCAAGGCGAUCGAAGAGAAGCCCGAGAAGUGGAUGACCAACAGAACGUCCCUCAUCCACAACGACACGAUUAAGAAGCUGUGGAACUUCACGGAGCACCUCAACGUCCUGCACAAGGACCGGUGGUACGAGGACGUCAAUAACACGCUUUUCAGCUUCCAGGAGAAGAUCGUCUACGUGGUCAGGAAGGAGCGCUACGACGGGCGCUCCCACACGGAAGUUUGGACCUUCCCGGCCUCCCUCAUGUUCUGCCUGAGCGUCUUCACCAUGAUCGGCUACGGCCACAUGACCCCGAGGACCCAGUGGGGCAAGAUAGCCACCAUCUUGUACGCGGUUCUGGGGAUACCCCUCUACAUCGUCUACUUUAUGGGCAUGGGCCGGGUGUUCGCCAAAUCCUUCAAGUUCCUGUACCGCGCGAUGUACAGAUGCAUCAAGACGAAGAACAAGAAUGUGGAGGAGGGCGAGAUAACCGAGGAACAGUGGGAGGAGCCCAUCAUCGUCCCAUCCACCGCCUGCAUGUGGGUCAUGGUCUUCUACAUGCUGACGGGGACCAUCAUGUUCGCGGAGUGGGAGGGGUGGUCGUACCUCAACUCCUGCUACUUCUCGUUCACGUCCCUGGCCAAGAUAGGCAUCGGGGACUUCGUCCCGGGGACGGGCGGGGCCAAGGAUAGCCAGACGAAGCUCAUCAUCAACUUCAUGUACCUCCUCAUAGGGAUGGGCCUCAUAGCCAUGUGCUACACCCUCAUGAAGGAAGAGAUCAUGCUCAAGCUGCGGGAACUCAAGCAGGACUUCAAGGAGAAGCUGUUCUUCUGCGGGGUGAAGCUUGGGCUGUACGUCGACGAGCAGAUGUACCCAGAACCUCCCCGUCAGCAGCAUAUGCACGGGCGUACGAAGUCUAUGAGAAAGUCUGUCAGACGGAGGUAGACAGACGUCUGUCGGAGAGGGUUAGACGGAACCAAAUUCAUUUUCCACGGCACCGGUUACGUGCUGCCAAAGGUGAUAAACUUGAACAUAUGGCUAUUUUCUACGUCGGCUUUGUGGAAAGAAGCCGAACCGUAGAAUUUAGAAAAGGGGGAGAUGAGACACAGACACGGGGCUCAUGAACAAAUCACUUGAAAUGAUUUUUUUUUUAAAGUACGAAAGUAAACAAAAAAAAAAAAAACAUUAACCCACCCCACGAAUGAGAUCUCCCAAAAACAACCAAGGCUGCAAAAAUGGUAAAACAACCUUUAGGUAGUAGUGUAACAAAGACUAAUGUUCGGUGUAAAAGACUUAGUUUUUUUUCUCUCUCUCUUGACCAAUGAACAUUGGUGGCGGCACUAGGUACUGUGAGAGGAAUUUCGAGAUGAUAAUUCAAGGUGGGUGUGGAUGUGCCAAGUUUCAUAGUGGGAGCUAUGGGCAACUUCUCGCCCCCCCCACACCCCCCCCACCCCCCCACACACCCCACCCUUCCCAGGCACCUCAGACGACAAAUUGUACCUUGAGAAAGUGUUGAGUGAGGUUUUGUGCGCGACUCAAAUACAGUUAUGAACUACACACGACUUUUAAUGUAUAUUUAAUGUUGUUGGUUCUGGGCAAUAUUUGACACAUAACCAAGAUGGCGUAGCUGAGAUGCAAAAGAAAUGGAAACGACCUAGAAGGUGGACGCCAUGGUUACGAAAAACACGAAUUUAGUUUAAUGGAGACGGAAAUGCACACUGAACAUUCAUGCCAAAUGUGUUGAACGCUCACACCGUCGAACACUAUUCUUCUUUUAAAACCCGAAGUGCACGAAACACCUGCAAGGCUAAAUGUUUAAUUAGUGUAACAGCGAGUAGCUGUAAGGACGACAAAUAUUUAGUUUUAGUUCAGAUUAAUAAGUUUUUUUUAAACAAAAAGUAGACGCGGGCACAAGCUUUCAGAAACAAAAGUUUGCCAGAUCUACGAUGAUUCUCUAUUUUACCUACUUAAACUUUUGUUUCUUCAGUACAAAUCUGUCAGAGAUGAUUAUUUCAAAAUGAAUUAAUAAACGUACUUAAGAAGCCAAUAAGCUUUUAUUAUCAGUACAUAAGAAAACGUGGUUUCCCCCACGAAAGGCUUACGAAAAAUCAAAGAAAACAAAGGCACUUUUAUGUAAUGGUGACCAGGAAAGAGAGAGAGAGAGAGAGAGAGAGAGAGUUUUGUUUCGCAGUAUAUCAAUUUGUUUUAGCUCUGACAACUUUAAAAUAAUCAAGGAUUUUGAUCAUCGUAUCAAAAUUUAUUAGCUUUUUUUGAAAAUGAAAAUCACAAAUUGGCCAGUAACACGAAAGCGUCGGAUCUUACUUAUCAACUAUAAGGCAAAAAUGAAUCUCUUUUUACAACAGGUUCUAUCGUAUAACUGAAUUACUGAGCCUCUGAUAUACGUCAAUUAUGAUACCACGAUGCUAUGCAGCUAUAACAACAAAAGGGAAGGCCACAACAUAAAUACAAUUAUAAUUAAAUCUGUUACUUUUUCCCCCUCGGCUAACCGAAAAUAAAACUUCCUCUCUCGGUGAAUCAGAGUAAGGACUUUGUUUUAAAAAAUAUUUAUAUAUAAUGGCUUUUCUCCCCUUGUGUUUAUUCUCGUCUGCCGUCCUCCGCCUAGUUCUGCUCGAGAUGUUUCGCCUCUCAGAGUCUUACAGAAAAAAAAGGGGGGAAUGCAAGAACCGAGGAUAGAAAGAACGAACAGAAAGACUGACGAACAAAGAAGUAUAAACUAAAAACAAGGGUAGGAUGCGAAAAUCACUCGCUACCUCCCGACAACAAAGGUCUUUGAAAAUCCUCACGGAACGAUUAUAUAUCUUCAACGUCACAUCUAUCCCGAGAUAAGAUUGAAGUCUGUGGUAUUCCGUUACUAGGGAAGCUCUCGUUGUGACCAGGUUAGGAGGAUUCAUUCGGUUAAACGACGAUGUUAAUUUGUAAAAAUAAAUUAGUUAAUUUUAAAGAUAAUUUCCUCCGGAGAUUAUCAAAGAUCCUCGACGGGUUGAGGAGAGAGACAAGAGAUAUGUAUGUACGUGUGCAAGAGACGAAAGUAAUACAUAAUGGACCAGGAAAAUAUAAUAUAACCUUGUUGGUACGAGGUUCAACCAAUGUCAAACGGAAUAUAAAACCCGCACUUUAUUUAUAUAAUUGUUUCUCUUUUUUUAGGCAAUAAAGC